Messenger RNA from Megalobrama amblycephala (Wuchang bream), 3443 nucleotides. RefSeq names its product neuromedin-K receptor. The transcript has 6 exons. Bases 661 to 2037 code for a protein of 458 amino acids. Gene Ontology annotation, biological process: positive regulation of flagellated sperm motility; G protein-coupled receptor signaling pathway. Gene Ontology annotation, cellular component: plasma membrane; sperm midpiece. The record is from RefSeq and is a predicted model, not a curated record. NCBI's taxonomy places the organism in Eukaryota, Metazoa, Chordata, Actinopteri, Cypriniformes, Xenocyprididae. Gene Ontology annotation, molecular function: tachykinin receptor activity.
UAAGAGCUGAUGCACAGAUCUGUUAUACUGUUACACGUGCAUUUUCUUUCUCAACUGUUUAUGUUCACUUCAAACAUGUUUACGUGAAUACUCCCCAAGACCGGCAUUUUGACAUUAUUUUGUGUGUAUUUGAAUGAGCAAUAAGCAGCGAAAAAGAACUUAGUAUUUUUAGUAUUUUUAUAUAUUAAUCUAAAUAAAGCUUUGUGCAGUAAAGAGAGAAAAGUGAAGCAGUUGUUUAGUGGUUCUAGAUUUUUGCACAUAAGAUAAAAUAUUUAAGUUUCUCACUGUUUCAGAGAUUAAUACAUUUUUCCAUUUUGACAUUUUUGCUGCUUGUAUAUUAAUUCAUUCCUGAAUUAAUGAAACCCCAAAUAAAAAAUGAAGAGGGAGGAAAAACCUUGACUUUGAAUGCUGAAAGAAAAUAUUAAACGCAUGAAAGUAGAAUAAAGAAACGCGAAUCAUGUAAUAAAGACACUGUGAAUGUAAUUAGACUGAUUUCUUCUGUGGUUUCACGAACUCUCCGCCCCUGUGGAGGCUGUUCUCUCUCUCUCACACACACACACACACACACACACACAGCUCAUCUAGUGUACAGACAGGCAGACACACACACACACACACACACACACACAUACAUACAGACAGGUGUCUUCUGAGCGAAUCAUGUCCUCAUCAAGAAACUCCUCAAACUUCACCCAUACUAACAGGUUCGCGCAGCCUCCGUGGCGCGUCGCGCUCUGGGCGCUCGCGUACGCGCUGGUUAUGCUGGUGGCCGUGACGGGAAACCUGGUCGUCAUCUGGAUCAUCGUUGCGCACAAGAGGAUGAGAACCGUCACCAACUACUUUCUGCUCAACCUCGCGGUGUCUGACGUGUGCGUGGCCGCGCUCAACACGCUGGUGAACCUUGUGUACGGCGCGCACGGGGACUGGUACUUCAGCAGCGCGUACUGCCGCUUCCACAACUUCUACCCGGUGGCCGCGGUGUUCGCCAGCAUCUACUCCAUGAGCGCCAUCGCCUUAGACAGGUACAUGGCGAUCAUCCACCCGAUGAAGCCCCGCCUCUCAGCGACGGUCACCAAAGCCGUGAUCGCAUGCGUGUGGAUUCUGGCCGCAUUUCUGGCCUUUCCACUCUGCUUUUACUCCGUAACGGAAGUGAGGCCGCACAGGACGGUCUGCUAUGUGGCCUGGCCGCGGCACAACGACGACGCCUUCAUAUAUCACGUGAUCGUGGCGGUGCUGGUGUAUCUCCUGCCUCUGGCGCUGAUGGCCGUCACCUACACCAGGGUGGGACUCGUGCUGUGGGGCGGCGGAUUCCCCGGACACUCCUCGGAAAACUUACAGGAUCAUCUGCAGGCCAAGAGAAAGGUUGUGAAGAUGAUGGUGAUCGUGGUGGUAACAUUUGCCAUCUGUUGGCUCCCAUAUCAUGUGUAUUUCAUCGCGACAAGCUUCAAUUGGAAGCUGACAAAAUUCCAGUCGAUCCAGCAGGUUUAUCUGUCGAUCAUGUGGCUCUCCAUGAGCUCCUCCAUGUACAACCCCAUCAUCUACUGCUGCCUCAACAGCAGAAGGUGUCGUAAUAACUCCUCCGUAUUGAAGGGUAGGAGGUCACCAGGAAGCUGGGAGUUGCUACUAAUGUGUCUCUCGAACCGAAGCUCUCUGACUCUGCCAUUCAGACGGGGGGUGCCCCGAAUUUAUUCAGGUUCCGCGCCGGCUUCAAGCGGGUGUUUCGAUGGUGUCCCUUCAUUCAUGUGUCGGACUCUGAUGAGAUGGAACUCCAGACCACCCGAUUCCAGCCAAACCGCCAGAGCAGCCUGUACACGGUUUCACGUGUGGAGUCUGACGGCAACGCCAACCCUGCCAGACGCAAGAGCUCCAGCACCAGCCAUCGCAGCACCAGCCAAUCGCGACCCUCCAUCCGGCCGUCACUCAAUGGUGGUCUCCAUGGAAACCCUACGAAUGCCGCCGGGAAUGAACUCAACUCAUAGUAGCUCGCAAACACUAAGCUGCAGAAACGACAGGAAAUUCACCUUCAGGAGCUGCUGAAUGCCAGCCUCAGUCCACCAGCUUCCCUUUGACCAGCUAUUUGUUCUCUUUCAGUUCCAACACAUUUAAAAUAACUCACCACACAUAUGAAAACGAACACUUCUGAGGACACACACCGGUCUGUUGACGAAGAUUUGUUAUCAGGUUACACCGUGUCCUAACCAGACACAACAGGAUAAGGUUCCAGUGAAGUUUGUCUGUCCACACCAGAUGCGACUACGAGACGCCACAAAAUCAAUCGUAAAUCACAGCCAAUCAGAAGAGCCUGUGGGCGGAGUCUCUCUGCAGGUGCACUGCACUCGCAACCAAAUUAAUCUGAAAUCACAGCCAAUCAGAAGAGCCUGUGGGCGGAGUCUCUCUGCAGGUGCACUGCACUCGCAACCAAAUCAAUCCGAAAUCACAGCCAAUCAGAAGAGCCUGUGGGCGGAGUCUCUCUGCAGGUGCACUGCACUCGCGACCAAAUCUAUCCAAAAUCACAGCCAAUAAGAAGAUUGUGUGGGCGGAGUCUCUCAGCAAGCAUACUGCACUUGCGACCAAAUCUAUCCAAAAUCACAGCCAAUCAGAAGAUUGUAUGGGCGGAGUCUCUCAACCACAUCAAUCAAAAAUCACAGCAAAUCAGAAGAGUGUGUGGGCGGAGCCUCUCUGCAAGCAUACUGCACUCGCAAGCAAAUCAAUCCAAAAUCACAGCCAAUCAGAAGAGCGUGUGGGCGGAGCCUCUCUGCAGGCAUACUGCACUCGCAACCAAAUGGAUAAGCACAAAAUUCAUUAAUAUCACACCAUUUUAACAUUAUUAAAUAUAUGUGCUGAGUGACUGAAACAAUCUUUGUCAUAGAAUACACUUACUUAUUCACAGUUUAAACAUUAUUGUUUCCUUUCAUUUAUCUUCAAGAUAUGAGGUGAUUAUUUAUUGUCUCUUUCAGAAUGGCUAUAAAUGAUAUUCAAACUCACAUUACACACUUUUAACAUUAACUAAAGCACAUAAUCAGUACCUGAGAUUAUCAUUGUCAUAGUUUGUAUUAACAUGGAAAAAGCGGCUUUUAUUGCGCAGCUCGUCUGGUUAGGACACGAGGUCAGGGCUGAGCUGUAACGGAAUACAUGAUGUAACGCUGUUCCAGAUUCAGAAUCCAGUAAUGAAGUAACUGUAAUUGUUAUGUUUUCAGGCACAGUAUUCAGAUGAUAGCUACAUUAUCACAUUUUGAGUUCUUCACUCAUAUUGAGCACAGCAUGCGUGUUCUCUCGCUCUGUCCACAUGCGACCAGUCGAGUUUAUCGCACACACUGCAUUUCACACAUCCGUCACACACAUCAAUCAUACACACAUAUUGCGUGUUGUUUUGUAGAUUUGUGUAAGUCUGUCUCAUCAGCCAUGUAUCUAUAACCAGCAGUAUUAUAAUAAUAAUAAAGUCU